AACUCGGAGUUCGGAGUUCGUCCGUUCUCAAUUUUCUCGUUCCAACAUAACCCUUUGGAAUCGUGGAGUUUGUGAUGACGUUUGAUGACGUGAAUCUUCUGUGAAUAUUUUGUUUUCAUUUCCGAUCGGUGAAUUUUGUAUAGAACAGACACAUGGCUGAAUUGUUAUUGGAUCCGAACAUUCGAGGCUGGGUGUUUUUGCCCAUAGUAGUGAUUACGUUCCUCGUCGGUAUUAUUCGCCACUAUGUUUCGAUACUGCUUGCCUCGCAGAAAAAGGUCGAACUUAAUCAGGUGCAGGAUAGUCAAGUUAUGAUACGCUCCAGACUUCUCAGAGAGAACGGACAGUACAUACCAAAAGUAGCUUUUAUGACCAGAAGACACUUUUUCAAUAAUGAAGAUACUGGAUAUUUCAAGACUCAGAAACGUGCUCCGGUUUCUCCAAAUCCAAUAACUGAUCCAACCAUGAUGACUGACAUGUUGAAAGGAAAUGUAACUAAUGUAUUACCUAUGGUACUGAUCGGCGGUUGGAUUAAUUGGAUGUUCUCUGGAUUUGUAACAACUAAAGUACCGUUUCCGUUAACAUUACGUUUCAAGCCAAUGUUACAACGCGGCAUAGAAUUAGUGACACUAGAUGCUGCGUGGGUUUCUUCAGCUUCUUGGUAUUUCCUCAAUGUGUUCGGACUGAGAUCCAUUUACACACUUGUGCUCGGCGAGAAUAAUGCCGCUGACACAACUAGAUUAUUGCAAGAUGAAGUAUCAGGUGCCGCAAUGUCCAUGCCACCUGAUCCCAAAGCAGCUUUCAAGUCUGAAUGGGAAGCAUUGGAGAUCUGCGAACAUAAUUGGGCAUUACAGGGAGUGGACACCAAGCUUAUGGGUAUUCCAUUGAAAUCUGAUAUAGCUGAUAAUAUAUACAGUGCUCCCCGGUUGUCAUGAGUUAUUUCUUUGUUUUAUAAAGAAAAACAGAGUUUAAGAAAAAUUUACACAUGAAAUGUCAUUUCCAUUGAUCGUUGUCUUCGAUAAGCUACUGUGUAGCAAGAUUAAGAUAGAGAGUAUUUUCUCCCCUCUUUUUAACGACACAAUCGUAACCAGGGAACACUUCACAAUUAAAUCAGUAAAAUAAAUUAAAGUUUAAUGAGAAAAUAUUUACUUUACUUUUUUAGAAGUUUUAUUUAUUUACUUAUCGAA
Molecule: messenger RNA, 1184 nt
Organism: Pseudomyrmex gracilis
Lineage: Eukaryota; Metazoa; Arthropoda; Insecta; Hymenoptera; Formicidae
Gene: EMC3
Product: ER membrane protein complex subunit 3
Exons: 3
Coding region: 153-932 (259 amino acids)
Biological process (GO): protein folding in endoplasmic reticulum
Cellular component (GO): EMC complex; membrane
Source: RefSeq, a predicted model, not a curated record